This is a messenger RNA of Cotesia congregata, 5724 nucleotides long. NCBI's taxonomy places the organism in Eukaryota, Metazoa, Arthropoda, Insecta, Hymenoptera, Braconidae. The record is from the annotation of a GenBank genome assembly.
AUGGCAUAUGUCAAUGUUGCAGAAUGGAAAACUGUACAAGUUUGUGAAUGGUUAAAAGGUCUUGACAAUUCCGUACUUCCUUAUGUGCACAGUUUUACAAAUAAUAAAGUUAAUGGACAACAAUUAUUAAAUUUGAGACCGGAAGAUUUAGAACAAUUAGGAGUAAUUAAAUUGGGACAUCAAGAAAUAAUAAUAGAAGCUGUUGAGUACCUGAGAAAUUUUCACUAUGAGUUGGAUCGUGAAAAUUUACAAUUAUUGGCAUUACGUCUCUCCUGUCAAGCUCACAGUUUACACAAUGAACUGUGCAGACAAACAGAUUCUAAACCACUUAAAACGCAAACACUGUCUGAUGUUGUUGGGGUAAUGAAAACAGUUAAACCUCUGGUAAGAUGGCUUGAUCGUUCUCCGUUUAGCGGACAAUUGGAUUAUAAUGAUAAAAAAAAUCAGUUAUUAAAAUUGUCCAUUGAAAUAGCUACUUGUGCUCAAAGAGAUCGAUUUGCUGAGAAACCAAUUGAAGAAAUAAGAAAUUCAUGUGGUGAAUUAGCUAAACUUGCUGAUUAUAUUAUACAGGAUAUGACUGAUCCGAUGAUUUUACAACCAGCGAGUUUAGAUUUAGCAACAUUAAAAAAAAGGCCUGGUGAUGAAUUGGGAUUUUAUAUUUUACCAUCUUUUCAUGGUUCUCAUCAAAUUGCUGAAAUAAAAUUUAGCUCUCCAGCCCAUCAGUGUGGUAAAAUGGAAGAUGGUGAUGAAAUUGUUCAAGUUAAUUAUCAAACAGUAGUUGGUUGGGAAAGAAAAAAUGUUAUUGAAUUAUUUAAUGAAAGUCAUGCUGAAAUUUUAUUAACAUUAAAACGCCGUCCAAGACACACUAAAGUUUAUGGUCAAAUUUAUAUUAAACCCUAUCGAUUACCAAGUAAUAAAAAAACAUCUUAUACUACAAGAUGGCAACAUAAUCUUCCAUCACCACGACCAGAGCUACUAACUAUACCAGAUUUUGCAAUGCCAUUACCAAAACACGUUACACCGAAAGAUCCAAGUCCAGAACCGAAAAAUAUUAUUGAUACGGUCAGUAUGUCAGAUACCAUGGCUACAGAUAGCAGUGAAUCUGACAGCGAAGUUGAACCAGCAUUAUCGGCACGUUUAUACGCGUCAAAACCGAGAAAUUUAGUACAACGUCGGGCAACAAUAACAGGAGCCAGUCCAACAUCAAAACAUGCUGUUGAUAUUGAAUUAUUUUGGAGAGAAUUGAAACAAGAGCACAAUACGACAUUUCAGCUUCGUGAUAAAGCGGCUUCCUGCGCCCACGGGCUUGAUAGUGUUCCAACCUCCGGUAGUUUACGGCCACAAACAUGUUUAGGCAUUGAAGCUACCAAACGUAAAAAAAAAUCUGAUGAAACAAACGAUGAUAAUAAUAUUAAAAAAAUACAAUUACCCAAAAAAUUAUCGUCAACUGAAAGUGGUUCAUUGACUAAAAUAAAUAAUAAUAAUAAUAAUAAUAAUAAUAAUAAUAAUGAUACACUGAAUAAUCAUGAUAUUAACAACUCUGUAACUAUUGAAAUUUUUAAAAAUAUUACUAUUGAUAGCGAUAAAAAUAAUAGUGAUAAUACUGUGCCUUGGAAAACAUCCAAAGAAAUUAGUAUCAGUAGUGAUAGUAGUAAUUCUAGUGUUGAUAAUAAUAUUAUUAAUGAUUUAAAAGUAUUGCAGAUCAAUAAUAAUGACUUGGAUAAUCAUAAUAACAAAAAUCGUGAUAAUAAAUUGGAUAAGAGUCACAGUACUCCUACAUGUGAUUUGACAGAAUCUUAUGAAUUUUCUCCAACAUCACCAUCAAACGCAACAACACCUAACACAUCUAACAGUGAUAAUUGGGAUAAGGAAUCAAAAAUUGAUUCAACUAAUGUUAAUUGUCCUACGUUAAAUAAGACUGAUCCAAUAAAUUCAUCGGAACAAAAUUUUUCAGAUGUCACUUGGGAAAAAGAAAAUUUAGAAAAUAUUAAAAAUAAUGAAAAAAUAAACACCAUUGAUAGCAAUGAUAUUGAUAAUAAAACAAUAAAUAACGAUAAUAUGAAUAAUGAAUCUCGGGCAAUAAUAACUACAACUAAUAAUUUAGAUGACAAUACAAUAUAUUAUGAAAAUAAUAAUGAAUAUGUGUCUACAGAAGCUAGUAAUUAUGGAUUAUCAUCCAGUGAAUCGACUAUUAAAUUAUCAGAUAAUAGUAGUAUAAGUCGUGAAAGUAGUCAAGAUAAAUCUGAAUCAGCUAGCAGUUAUUUAGAGGAAGGUAUUUACAGCAAUAGCAGUAAUAGCAGUUGUAGUGAGGCUCAAAUUUUAAAAUCCAUAUCGGAAAAUGAUUCUGUUUAUUCUGUUAAAUCCGACACUGUUAAUAUUGAAGCUCAACUAUUGUCAAAUAAUAAUUAUACAGACGAGUCAACAAGUACUCAAGUGCCUUUUAAAUCUUGUUCAUCACCCAAAAUAUCUUCUGAAAAGUUUAUUGAUAAUGAAAAUUUAAAUUCAGCUGUUAAAGUACGACAAACUCCGCCUGAACCACCACCUCGUAAGUAUUUUACUAAAGUUCCACCAUCGUUGCUAAUAAAUGUUAAUCCAAAUAUUGCUGAAAGAAAUGAAAAAUAUGAAAAACCAGAGAGGCCUGAAAGAUCUGAUACUAGACGUGAUAAUUAUGUACCUUACAAUCAACACAGAGAUUUUUAUGAUGGAUACCGUAAUUUUGUUGAAAAAUCAACAGAUUUUAUUGAUACAGAACAACAAAGUAUUACAUCUGAAACAGACAGAAGUAUUCAUUAUAAAUAUCAAUUAUUUUCGGAUAAAUUUUUUAAUAAUUCAAGUUUAUCAGAUUUAAAUAAUGGACAAGAAUCAGAAUCAACAGUAACAGCUAUUGAUUCACCGGAUGGUCCACGAUUUUCACAACAAACACAAAUAAUAAAUUCAAAGUCUCGUACUCUUGAAAAAGAUAAAAAAGACUAUGAAAAAGGUGUUGUUAAUAGAGCAAUGAUGGUAGCAAGAAGUAUUGGAUUACAUGGUGGAUCAAAGGUUUGUUCCUCAAGCCCUAAAAGUACUAGAAAACGUAAUUUAUUAUUAGCAAAAAGAAGAAAUGUAUCUGUCAGAGAUAUCGGAGUCGGAGAUUUAGAAGGAUGGCUUACUUAUAGAAGCAGAGGUGCUGGUGGUGCUUGGGCUCGUUCUUGGUUUAUAUUGAAAGGAUCAUCUUUGUAUCGAUUUAAAAAUAAAGACAGUAAUAAAUCUGAUUGUUUAAUAGCAUUACCAGGUUUUACAGCAUCACAAGCAUCUGAAGUUAAAUCAAGAAAGUAUGCAUUUAAAGUUUAUCAUACUGGUACAGUAUUUUAUUUUGCAGCCGACUCUGAUGAUUAUCUAUCGCUUUGGUUGGACUCAAUAAACAGAGCGACUUUAGGCGCUGAUACUCACAAUCGUACCAGUGGUUUGUUUAGUGAAACAGAUGAGAGUGACACUGAGACUAACAGUAAAACGAAACCAAAAGAUUCAUCAUCAUCAGACAGUAGCAAAAUACAUUUUGGAUCAUUGAAAAAAAUUGGUCGAAAAGAUUCUAAUGGUUCUAAUAAAAAUCAAGAAACCGGUGGUGCUAGUUUAGACAGAAAAUAUUUGAGAUUUUUAGGUUCAAGAACUCCUAAUUUACCAGUACCAACAGCUCAAUUUAGAAGUUACAGAAGAGUACUACCAUCCUCAUCAUCAACGCCAAAUAAAAAACCCCAACAACAACAACAACAACAACAACAACAACAACAACAACAACAACAACAGCAUCAACAACAAUUAUUACAACAACCAGUCCAAAACUCUUUGGAUUUUCCCGUUACUGUUGCUGGUAGUAGCACAUUUUAUGGUUUAUCUUGCUCACAAAAUCCUAUAAAUUCACAAAAUAUUCCUCAUGGUAGCAACAGUAGUCAAGAUAUGGGUGAUUAUCGUCAAACAUCCGAGAGAUUGUAUUCUACUUCAAAUAGAACCAGGCCAGAUGAUAGAAGUGUUAUUACUCUCGAAGAAUUUAUGCUCUCGCAUCAAAAUGAAAAUCAUUCUCGUCCAUCCAAUAGCAAUAAUAAUAGAUCAGCAUCUCCACGAUCUAUUUCUUCAACCCAUGAUUAUCUUAAUCAUAAUAAUAAUAAUAUUAGUAGUAGUAGUAGUGGACAAAAUUACAGUUUCAGUGGUAAUGGAUUCGCUACCAAUGGAAUGAUCUAUGGACAUCCUAGAAAUGGACACGAGUCGCCAGUUGGUGUCAAUAGACAGUUUUACAACAAUUAUCCUGAUAAUUCAGAUGAAAAUUCAAUACCUGAACAUCAAAUAGAUGGUAAUUAUGGACCAAGAUUUUCUUCCCAUGAUUUUAAUAUUUCGAGUGAUGAAUAUUCUUCACGACCUUCACCAUUGCCACGAAAAUUAAAUGAAUUUACUGGUGCUGGUAAUAACUCCAGAAGUGCUAAAAAAUUACAACAUCAAGAAGGAAUGGAAAUUUAUUAUCCAAAUAAAUCAAAUGAUUUUUUUUUACCUUGCAGUUAUAAUAAUAACACUGGCAAUAAAUCAUUUGAAUCAGUUUACUCACGAGAUUCAAGCAGUAGUUUAUUAAAUAGAACCAGAUCCCAAAAUGUAAAUAACUCAGGUACACCAGAAAAUAAUAGUGUUAUUAAAAAAUUCAACUCUCUCAAUAGAAGUAACAAUGAUUCAGCAGCAGCAUCAUCAACUAUUUCCCAGUCAGCAUCACGAAUAUUUUUAAGAGACAACAAUUGUUAUUCAGGAUCAAGUGGUGAUUUGAGCUGUUGUACUCCAUCAUCAGAAACAUUUGAACGAGCGAGAAAAGAAACUUUAGUCAGUAGAAAAGCCAGUUUUAAUUUAAAUGAUAGACGACAUGAUAACUAUUCUUCUUCUUCUUCUUCUCCUCCUCCUCCUCCUCGCUCUGACAAAUACUGGUUAACAGAUUCAUUCAAACGUUCAGACAACAAAAGAAUAUCCACCGCUGCUAAUGAAAUGUCUCGAUUAAAAAAUGUUGCUCAAUAUCAACCACCUCCUAUUCCCACAAGUCCAUUCGAGCAAGAUGGUAUGAAAGCUGCAUUUGAAAUGCAUCUUGAUAAAGAGCACAUACAAAAAUCCAGCAGCAGCAGCAGCAGCAGCAGCAGAUUAAAAAGUUUUUUUGGUAAUAAAAAUUCACAAAAACCUGCAACGCUUGAUAUUUCCAAGGAACCACAGAAAACUUUGUUGGGAUCACCAAAACUUCAUCGGGUAUUAUUUCGUGAAAAAAAUACAAACCAACGGCAAGUUAUUGGUAAAUCACACGGGUCAAAUUCUGGUAAUUCUAGUGGACCAAAUCAGUCUUUAACUUACAAUCAGUCUCAUCUUUACUAUAAUCAGAGUAUCAGCUCUGCUAGUUCAAUUAUUAUCAACGAUUGGAGACCUGAUACACCACCAAACAAUAACUACAAUACAGAAGAGUGUCCUUCGAAUCAUCCAUUGUGUCAAAAACGUCCAUCCAACAGCAGUAAUACCAGCAUUAGUAAUUCAUCAUCGAUUCCACCGCCAACUUUGCCGUACAUCCCACCGCCAACUUCACCACCACCGCCUGAUGAUUAUCCUGGCUUGGAAUAUCCUCCAGUAUUUGAACCAGGAACUUACACUUUGUCAGAUGCAUCAUUACUUCGAACUCGUAACAAUAAAAGUCGUCGGGGUAGUAAUCAACACUACCCGAAAGAGUCAUUUUAA